AUUUCCUACAUCAUUUCGAUCUCAUCUAGACUCCUACGAAAUGACGAACAAAAUAGCUUGUUUUCUCGGUUACUUGGCCAUUCUUAGCUUGCUAUCGGCAAGACCUAUUCUUUGUGAUCAAUCACUCGAAACUGCUCCUUCGUGCACGAUUAUCAUUGCAGAUGCUGCUGCUUGCCUACCGUAUAUUACACAAGACUCUCCUUCACCUUCUGGGCCUUGUUGCGAUGGAAUCAAGAGUAUGGCUGGCAUGGCUAACACUCAUGAGAACGCGAUGAACAUUUGCAAUUGCUUGAAGUCGAAUUUGGCUGGUUUUCAGUACAAUCCUUCACUCAUUGCUGCAUUGCCUAAGAAAUGUUCUGUCAAUAUCAAUCUUCCCCCUAUUUCCAAAAACAUUGACUGCUCCAAGGUCGGUAUUAGGCUAAUGGCGAUCCAACAAACUCAAAGAGAUGCUAAGCUGCACAAUCUUAAGAAUGAUUAGCACUACAACUUUGCAGGUGUUACAAUCAUAUGUGCAGCGAGUUCGACUGUUCGAAGAAGUCAGGAAGACAACAAUAUAUCAAAGAAAUAAAGCAUGAUUAGAUCUAUGUAGUUGAUUACUUUGAAAUAUUCCGAGUUUUAUGUAUUUCUGAUUCGGUAAACUAUAUAAAUACUCGAAUAAUAUGAUCCAAUUACAAG
Molecule: messenger RNA, 675 nt
Organism: Amaranthus tricolor (Joseph's coat)
Lineage: Eukaryota; Viridiplantae; Streptophyta; Magnoliopsida; Caryophyllales; Amaranthaceae
Product: non-specific lipid-transfer protein A-like
Exons: 3
Coding region: 41-478 (145 amino acids)
Biological process (GO): lipid transport
Cellular component (GO): membrane
Molecular function (GO): lipid binding
Source: RefSeq, a predicted model, not a curated record